AUGGCAGCAAAAGGCCUGUCUAACAGCCGCUGGGCUUCCGCCAGAUCGAGCUCUGUGCCAGCCACACGAACCAGCAGCUAUCCGCCGCCACCUAAAGACAGCCUACGUUCUGCCGUGGUUGACACUCCGAUCAAAUCUCCUCCGCCACCACUGAGCCCCCUCCCGGCCCUGAACUCGGGCAUCCAAGUUCCUGGCCCAAAGACGUCAUCUGUCAUUCCCCUAACGAUCAGCCAAAAGGAGGCCCCGCGAGCCGAGUCCGAGCUAUCGCGAUACUUGCGCAUAGUGCGGCGGAUGAAGUGGAAGCUGCCCUUCUUGGCACAGGGGUAUCGGCAGGCCACGGAUGCGACGAGCGCCGACUUUGCCGACGCGGACAUGAUGUUCAAGCUGGACUUUUUUGAAUACUACAUGUUGCUGGAGCGAGCGCUGGUGCAUCUUCAGGCGGUAUUCAACAUUGUCAUCACGGGCAAGCACAACGAGUCUUCGUCAUCAUCUUCUAAUGGAACCGGGCCGUACAAGCAUAGGUAUCACGCCAACGUCCUGGAGGCGCUGGACAGCACAGAAAACCCCCUCCACGGCGCGCUGGGAAAAGGCGAUGUGCGCCGAGCUCUCGGCAGAGCGAAGGAUCUGAGGAACAGGUGGAAGAACGCCGACGACGCUGACAGGGGUCAGGCGCCGAACCUACCGCUGGAGAGCUACGACUUGGAGAACAUCCUUACGACAAUCUACGGUGGCCUCGAUCAAGCCUGUAUCGUGGCGACAAACUACGUCAAUGAGCUCAAGGCCAUUGCCGCUGCUGCGGCGCGCGCCUCUGUCGCCGCGUAUCCCAAGUUCAGCUGGGCCGACGAGAUGGAAACGCCGACACCUGGUAUGGAGGACCGCCCUGCGCCUUUCGAGGAAUGGCCGCCCCAGGAGAAGAACAAAGCGGACGAGGAGGCGGAGUGGCAGUUCAUGUUCGAUGCUAUGGAUUGGCAGGCCAUAUGA
This is a messenger RNA of Pyricularia pennisetigena, 981 nucleotides long. RefSeq lists its product as uncharacterized. Bases 1 to 981 code for a protein of 326 amino acids. Lineage: Eukaryota; Fungi; Ascomycota; Sordariomycetes; Magnaporthales; Pyriculariaceae. The transcript has a single exon. The record is from RefSeq and is a predicted model, not a curated record.